AUGAGAUUUUCUUUAAGAUCAUCUUUAAGUACUUUAUCAGUACUAGCUACGCUUUCAAAACAAGCUAAAAGUUCAAGUUGCUCUUACGUCGAUGGUAAUUACUAUUGUGAUGAAACUUCAGUAGUCGUCUACAAUAAUGUAGGUUUUUCUUCUUCCUACAAUGAUGUUACCGCCAUGGACGAAUCAUCAUGCUCUUGUUCCACUUCUUCCACUAGCUUCUCUGGUACUUUAUCUCCUUUUGAUGAAGAAUUAUCUGUCCAUAUCAGAGGUCCUAUCCAACUCAAACAAUUUGGUGUCUAUUACCCAUCCGCCUCUACUUCUUACAAGAAGAGAGAAGUAGAUGAAGAAGAACCUUGUGAAGAAACUAUCACUACAAGAAAACACGCUCACAAGAGAGACGUCGCUGUCGAAUAUGUCGAAGUCACUGCCACUGUCUACGUUAAUGCCAACGGUGAAACUAUUACAACUAGUAUCACUCCUCAAACCACCACUACCGCUGCUGGUGAACAAAAUGUGGCUUCUCCUGUAGAACAUGAAGCUUCUGCUGUUUCCUCUUCCUACACUGUCGUUUCUACCGUCUUAUCUGGUACCACCACUGCCGGCGCUUCCUCUACUUCUACCACAACCUCUGCUACUUCCACCGCUUCUACUGUUGCCGGUGCCUGGGAAAGAGUCGCCUACUACACGCCAGGUUCCGCUACUAAUGUCACCUUCAUGAACCAUCAAGGUGGUUCCGGAAGUGGUGUCUGGUCUACCUGUUUCGGUAACUCCCUUUCAUAUGCUUCUUCUGAUGGUAAAUCUUGUGCUUCUUCUUCCACUGUCUUAGAUGAUGUUACUUUGACCUCUGACUACGAAGUCGUUAUGUUCUCUGCCGAUGAAUGUUCUGGUCAAAAUGGUGACUGUGGUUACUACCGUGAAGGUAUUCCAGCUUUCCAUGGUUUUGGCGGUAAAUACAAGAUCUUCGUUUUUGAAUUCUUAAUGCCAAGUGACACUGAUGGUAGUAACUCUAAUCAAGAUAUGCCUGCUAUCUGGUUAUUGAAUGCAAAGAUCCCAAGAACUGAACAAUACGGUUCCUGUUCUUGUUGGGAAUCUGGUUGCGGUGAAAUGGAUUUAUUCGAAAUCUUAAGUGCCGGUUCAAAUGACUUAAUCUCUCACAUCCAUGAUGGCCAAGGUUCUGGUUCUGAAGACUAUUUCCAAAGACCUACCAGCUCUUCCAUGAAAGCUGCUGUCAUCUUCAACGGUGAAGAUGGAAGUAUCCACAUCGUCGAAGUUUCUGAUGAUUUUGGUUCUACUUUAUCUGAAGACACUGUCAAUGGCUGGUUAGAACAAACCGGCUCUACAGUUUCUUUAUAG
Molecule: messenger RNA, 1353 nt
Organism: Kazachstania africana CBS 2517
Lineage: Eukaryota; Fungi; Ascomycota; Saccharomycetes; Saccharomycetales; Saccharomycetaceae
Gene: TOS1
Product: Tos1p
Exons: 1
Coding region: 1-1353 (450 amino acids)
Cellular component (GO): fungal-type cell wall
Source: RefSeq, a predicted model, not a curated record